Molecule: messenger RNA, 2478 nt
Organism: Penicillium olsonii
Lineage: Eukaryota; Fungi; Ascomycota; Eurotiomycetes; Eurotiales; Aspergillaceae
Source: the annotation of a GenBank genome assembly
AUGUCGUCAAUCGCACGGCCUCCAGAUCCAUGCCUGGUGGCAAUAAUUCUCAUAGUUCGCUCACGUACCGGCCCGCGCCUCGUCUUCCAUUACCCUCCGAACCCCCUCAGCGAGAACCGCCUCAAGACCACCACGAAGGGCGGCCGUCGCAUCUCCCGCACUCGCACCCGACAGGGAUCCAAGAACACCGAUUCGAGUUCCAGCGAUGACAGUGGACUGAGCUCCGACGAGGACGAGGAGGAGCGAGAACUCCAAAACCAGAGCCAGAGCCAGAGCCAGUCUCACGGCCAGAUUCAUGGCGGAGGUGCGAGUUCCGUAUUGGCGGGUCGCAGGGCAAGCAAUUUCGCCCUUGAUGAACUUUUAUUAAAUGCCACAUCGCCCGCGGCUGGCGAUACUCAGAGACCUGGAUCACUAGGCUCUGGACGGGGCUCCUCAAUGCGCAAACGCGGCGGAGCUGGCUCUGAUCCGGAGGAAGACGGUGGGACAUCUGACCGGCCUGACGAUGGCCCCGGAAGCUCUAGACCACCCUGGGAGUCAAUUUUGGGCGUCCCCGGGAGUGUGUGGGAGAAACUUUUGAGCCCUUCGCGCUCAUGGCACAAGCGGCGGUUUGAGGUUGGGAUCAACGACCUCGCGCUUAUCGGGUGGCCCGUCUUCGUGCGAGAGGAUGGAACAUGGCGCAAGCAAAGGCGCAAGAAAACGAAGAAGCCGCGCCCUGACUGGGAUGGGGGAGAGCUAGGCCACAAUGAGAAUGCCGAUGAUGGCCCAAAAGACGAACGCUUCACGAUGUCUCCUGAUUUGGGUGCCAGUGUUGCUUCUAUUGCGGAUUCCUUGAUAUCGCCCACAGACAGUAAACGGGGAUCGACGAGCGGGAGACCUGGGAAACCAGAUGAGACCUUUGACCCCGAUGACAAGGAUCAUAUGACGAUGUUCAAUGUGGUGUUUGUCGUGGACCCGCCCUUGUUGGAGUACUCAAUGCGCGUGAAGGAAAUCUAUGACAACAUCAUCAAGAAGUUCGCCAAAGCACUCAAAUGGGAGCAAGCUCGCACCGACUAUGUCUGGAAAGAGUCCCAGCAUAUCUUACAGGUCCGACGCAGGGCCAGAGAGACGAAAACCUCGACCCAUAACCUUUAUUCCGAAUUGAUAUCUCAAUCCUCGCUGGCUCGGGCCAUAUACACCGUCUACAGCAGCAUAUCGGCAUCCAAAAUUGCAUCAGUGUCGCUUAGCCCAGAUGUCUCCAUCUCGCUGCAAAUUCCACCUCUAACUUCUACACCAUGCCUCGCUGGCCCCAUGGACAAAUCGUACCCGGGCCUAUGGCUGACAACGGCAGACAGUGCCACUCCGGCCGACGACCCUGGAGCCGAUGAGAAUAACACGCCCCAUCAAGUCCUGGCAAAACAUUUUGCUCUGCUACUGCUAGAUAGCGAAGCUGCCAUCAUUAAAGAUGUCGAGGCCUCCGGUGGAGCGCUUGCUCCUGCACUUGCACACUACAUCCGAUGCUCGAAACCGACUAAGUCAUUCGCGCAAAUAUCAGCGUCCUCGGGAAUCCCCCUAGCGCACAUCCAAAUGCUCUCAAGCCACCUUGUAUACUGGCGGCGUGCUCGUGCGAUCCCACCAAUUCACCAGAGAGACACCUAUAUUGUUUCUCCAAAUUGCGAUCUCAGCAAGCUAGAGAUAGCCACUGUUGCUUACCAGACAGCAUUCCCGACAUACCCAAGCUUGCCCAAGAUGUUGUCUACGCUCAGUGGCACCCCACGCCCAUACAGCAACUUCAUACCCAGCAAAGACCACAAAGAGAUUUACUUCACCAUUCUGGCGUGGUUGCUACGUGGUGGCUGGGUCACCCAGCUCCGCACCUUUGCGCGCAUCAAAGUCUCACCUGAGAUCAAAAUGGCCGUGGAGCUUGCCCUACGGAAGGAGGAGGUCGACCGGUAUCUGGCAAAGGGCGCCUCAAACUCUCUUUCAAUCGAGUCAGGAAGCGACCACGAGGAAGCUGGCGACGCACAUUCUUCCUCGUCAUCUUCACUCGAAAGUCAGGAGAGCGGAGAAGAAACGCCCAUGCCUGGCCGCACCGACCCACACGCCCAACUUCGUUUCUCCCACAAGCUCCUUGACCGAUCCACGGCCCUACGCCUAUCCUCCUUCAUUCUCUCUCCACACCGGGCCUCUCCCUUGGAAUCCCGCUGGUUGGACGAGAUUGUCCGCCGAUUCCCCGACAAUCCCGGGAUCGAGCAGGAUGAGGCGAACACCAGCCCGGAUAUCACGCCCAACGAUAUCCAGACCAUCCACAAGAAGUACUGGCCUGUCUUCCUGAAGUACUUCAAUGGCCUUGAUGCACUGGAGAAGAUCUCUGUGCGUGAGAACCUUAAGCGCAAGCUGGUCUGGCAGGUUCUCAUGCGAUUGGGCCUGGUGACUGGACCACUGGGAUCGAUUGAUCUUGACGCUCGCGAGCAGGUCUUGGUUAGCGUUCGACACUGGUAG